AUGAAAAAUUUAAAACCAUCUAAACGUUCACUUACAUAUCAUGGAAAUUCUGAUAGAACAAAAAGAAGGAAAAGGAAGUCUAUACAUGAAGCCAUUAAAGCUAAUGGUCAAACAUUAGAUAAAUUUUUUAUAUUGAAUAAGAGUGAUGAUGAAAGAGAAGAAGGAAAUGGUGAUGAUGAAAGAGAAGGGAAUGGUGAUGAUGAAAAAGAAAAAGGAAGUGAUAAGUCAAACAAUCAAUUAUUAGAUGAAUAUAUCUUAAAAAUUGAGAAUAAACUUAAAACUGAUAAAAAAAUAACACCAGGUCAAAAGGUUCGAUAUAAAGCAGUUCAAUACUUUUUUCAAUUACAGAAAUCUGGUCAUCGUAAAUUAGAAUCUGCUAGAAUCAUUACACAAUUACUAAAUCGUGGAGAAUGGUUUUCAAAAUGUGUUCAAACUUGGACUAAAUCAUAUGCAUUAUAUAACAAUAUUCCACAAAUUGGUCGUAGUAAAUAUCCAGGAAAAAGUCUAAUUGAUGAUGAAGAUAUUUGGCUUAAAAUUUCAUCAUAUUUACGAAAAGUAAAACAUAAUGUAACAAUUCAAAGUUUUUGUGAUUAUGUGUCGUCAGAAAUAUUGCCAUUCUUAGAAAUUGAAACAAAAAUAACAAUAAGUACUCGAAUAGCAAAUAGAUGGUUGAAAAAAAUGGGAUUUGUUUAUGAUAGAUAUCAAAAAGGAAUGUAUGUAGAUGGACAUGAAAGACCAGAUGUAGUUGAAUACUGA
Rhizophagus irregularis DAOM 181602=DAOM 197198 is the source of this 756-nucleotide messenger RNA. RefSeq lists its product as uncharacterized. Lineage: Eukaryota; Fungi; Glomeromycota; Glomeromycetes; Glomerales; Glomeraceae. The record is from RefSeq and is a predicted model, not a curated record.